Haemonchus placei is the source of this 624-nucleotide messenger RNA. Lineage: Eukaryota; Metazoa; Nematoda; Chromadorea; Rhabditida; Trichostrongylidae. The record is from the annotation of a GenBank genome assembly.
AUGGACAUGCUUGAGGCCAUGAUUGAUGGAGGAAUGAUGAGCGCUGUCUCGGAAUGGUUGGCUCCACUACCGGAUAAAAGUUUGCCUGCUCUCGAAAUAAGAACGGAGCUGCUGAAAAUUUUGUCUGGCUUCGGCAAUUUGGAUCAGGGUGUUCUUAAGCAGUCGGGUCUUGGAAGAGCUGUGAUGCUACUGUAUAAACACCCUCGAGAGACUAAGGAAAACAAAGCACUGGCGGCACAGAUAAUCAGAGAAUGGUCAAGGCCAAUUUUUCAGUUAGAUACCGACUUCCGCUCUGUGUCUCGAGAAGAAAGAGUUCAAAGAGAUUUGGAUCACAUGUCUAGUGUGAAGAAGAAGAGAAUGAGCGGAGAAGCAGGUCCUUCUGAAACCGUUGUGCCGAAAACCACUGAACGGGAAAUCAACAGAGCUCGUGUACCUCGCCCUUCCACGAAGGAUUACGUCGUGAGGCCAAAGUCCAAUGUGGAAGGGGAGUUUAAGGGUGAACGAAAAACUAAAGCAUUUGCUCGUCUCGAUAAAACACAUCGUGAAUUCUUGGAGAGGACUAGAAAACUGAAAGCUAAACGGGCUAUAGGCGUGUCUCUCGAGGGAAGGAAUAUGGCACUGUGA